Lizanozyma spartinae is the source of this 1926-nucleotide messenger RNA. RefSeq names its product Abp2p (gene ABP2). Bases 1 to 1926 code for a protein of 641 amino acids. Gene Ontology annotation, molecular function: actin filament binding. Gene Ontology annotation, cellular component: cell junction; plasma membrane; cell projection. Gene Ontology annotation, biological process: actin cytoskeleton organization. The transcript has a single exon. The record is from RefSeq and is a predicted model, not a curated record. NCBI's taxonomy places the organism in Eukaryota, Fungi, Ascomycota, Pichiomycetes, Serinales, Debaryomycetaceae.
AUGAUAGGGACUACUAAUACUGCCAGUGCGACUACUACUAACACUAGUACUACUUCGGGUAAUUCAGAUUGGAUUGCAUCUCAAAAGAAGACAUUACUUCGAUGGGUAAACUCUAAAUCACCUUCACCAGUCAAAGAUCUCGUUACUGAUUUGAGAAAUGGCCUAGUGCUAGUUGAAUUAGUCACCCAGAUUCCUAUUGCUGGUACCACAUUUGUUCUUCUGCCUAUCCACAAGAACCCUACCUUUAAGUUACAGAUGGUAGAAAACAUUCAAGAUCUUUUAGACUAUUGUCGCUUGAUAUUGAAGAUAAACACAACUGGUAUAUCUGCCGACGCCAUAGUCAAUGGUAAUGAGAAACUAGUGCUAGGACUUGUGUGGUUACUCUUUAUCAACUCUUCCGCGUUGACCAUAUCUCAACUGUCAGACCAUGGGGGGUUUGUCGAAUUGAAAGGCAUCAUUGUCAACUGGGUCCAAAACAUCGCUGCCAAAAAGAACAUCAUCAUAUCUGAUUUGAGUAAAGACUGGUCUUUGGCUCGUGAUUGUAGACCCGACCUAAUACUCUUUGAGAUCCAAGAGCAUUAUUGUCCAGGAAAGUUAUCGCUAUGUGAUAACCCAGUACAAAACUUGGCCAACAUUAUUACUUUUGCUGAGACUUAUUUAGGCAUUGCCAGAUUAGUAGAUGUGGAAACGUUCAUGGACUUGAUACCUGAUGAUAAGUGUGUUUUAACUUAUUUAGUAGAGUGGUACAUUGUUAUGGAAACAAAAAUGGGAGUAGGCCAACUGGAAGAAGAAAAAGUGGAAGCUCCUUUGGAUCCAAUGAUAGAAUUCCUAAUACAGACUAUUCGAUUAAAGAAUACAUAUGAAACGAAAGCAUUGAGAUACAUAAACAAAAUCAACUCGUUGUUACCGAGAAUUGCACGCAACUUGGAGUAUUUGAGUUCUUUGAAAGCAGACAAUUUUUCAGUGUUUAUACGUGACAGCAAAUGUGAUGACAAUGAUGGAGAUGAAGUUGAUGAUGAUACCGAAAGGAUUAUAUCUUUGACUGCGCCAUUGGAUGACUUUAUGGGUGUAACUGAGGGUUACGUGCUGUAUUUGGACGGUACAUUAAAUGCAUUGCUUGCUACAGAUUAUUCAGAACUACAAUCUUUAAUUGGUCACAUCAACAACAACUUGCAAAAAUGUGGACUAACAUACGACCCACCUAAAUUUUAUACCCCAUUGUAUCUUGAGGGAAAGUAUUUACUGCUUAAGCAACAAGGAAACCAACUACACCGGAAAAUAAGUGACUCCAUUAUUACACUACAAAGAAGUUUGACUAAAGGGGACCUUUAUUCGUUAGUUGAGAAAAUAGAACAAGCAUUUUCCAGAAAUGACCUUGAUCCUGACUUGAAGGAGCACUACAUUAAGAUUCUUUCUUCUGUGGAGCAUGCAACGGGAGUAUUAAAAAAGUUAGAUGUGAUUUGUGGUAUUGUCAACUCAAAGAGCCAAAUCUUUGACACGAUUCAAUCGAAGGAUGAACUGAUCACCCACUACAAUACUACUACUGCUACUACUACUACUACUAAUAAAGACCUUGGUGUUUCUGAGUCUACUUACAAGUUAUUCCGUGAGAAGUUCCUACAAGGUAAUCAUUUCACAGAGCAAGAAUUAUUGAACUGGCUUCAUAGAAAUGCAGAUGAAAACUUGGAUGCAAUUCUUCUUAAACAAUUGCUUCGGCUGGUGCCGUCAAAGUCACUCGAAAAACACAUGGACUCAGACUUCCUGUUGAGCGAUGGCAGCGAUCAUGAUAGUGACGGAGGUCACAGUAGUAGCAGUUCACUUUUCGAUGGGAUUCAAAAGAAGAUAGAAACAAAACUAUUUGGGUUUGACAAAGUAUACGAUACAGAAGAGUUCUUAAUGAGAGUAGAUAAUGGGUUUAGGGUCUAG